AUGAAUUAAUGGUGGAAAUUUGUUUGAAUAUUUCUAGUUUUAUUUUUCAAACAGCUUGCCUUUGACUCGAUCUAAUGAGGAAAGUGGAUAAUGUCAACCUAUAUGGAGGACAAUUUUGAUUUGGUCCACAAGGGACACAAGUGUAUUGCCGGUUAAGCAACUUGCGUAGAGAUCCGUUAAUAUUGAACGUCAUCGGUACACUACUCUCGCGUUGCCUGACCUUGGAAAACAGAACGCACUGUGUCCAUUCAAAUUUUGCGGAUGUAGCGGUCUGACUCAAGAAACUACCGGAAACUACACGCUAGUUUGGAGCGGUGUGGAGAACAAAAAUAAAAAUGUAAACAGCAUCCGUUACCAUCUACAAAUAACUCACAAUACAGAUAAACAGCGCCCACUGUUGGCUAUAGAGACUGCUUUGCAUCGAACUCAAGCAUUCCAUCCAUAACACUCUGUUUAAUAAGUGAUGAAGUUGGCGUGUCAUCGUUUUGGGAGUGUUGUAAAGAACACGCCGACAAUAUCCCGAUAUGCAACUACGUGGUCUUCGGUUGUAGAAGCCUUCAAUGGUCAACAGAGGAGAGUUGAUCUGUGUAAGGAGGAUGUGGGAUUAUUUGGGGUUCCAGAACUGAGCUCUCCGGCUGGCUUCAAGGUGGCACAACAAAAAGCUCUAAGGAAAACAGAACUUUUGGUUGCCACAGCUUGUAGUAACCCACCAGGUGCCUUAACUGUGGAGACCUUUGACCAAUUGUCUGACAGCCUGUGCAAAGUGGCAGAUUUGGCAGAUUUUGUCAAAGUUGGACACCCUGACCCUGCAUUUCGGAAGGCUGCUGAGAAGGCAUGCAUAAACAUUGGCACAGCAGUUGAAAAGCUUAACACUAAUGUCGACCUGUGUAUGAGUCUCAAGAAGCUAUUAGAGAACAAAGAGGUUCUGGAAACCUUGGACCCAGAUACAAGGAAAGUAGCAGAACUGUUAAUGUUUGAUUUUGAGAUCAGUGGUGUUCACCUGGAUGAAUCAAAGAGGGGGAAGGCAGUGAGCCUCAAUGUCAAUCUGCUGGAUCUAAACAAUGAGUUUCUGAAUGGCUCCCUACUGCCUAACAGGAUAGAGAAGAAGGCCCUCCCUGAACACAUCAGACACCUUUUCUCCAUAGAUGGCAAAUCUAUCCAGAUAGGAAGUCUACAUGCGGACUCUCCGAAUGAAUUGGUGCGGGAAGCUGCUUAUAAAAUCUUUCUUUACCCGAAUUCAAGUUUGCUGCAUUGUCUGGAUGACCUUUUGGCUUGUAGGAAUGAGCUAGCCAAAUUAGUAGGCUAUGAAACGUUUGCACACAGGGCUUUAAAGAGAACCAUGGUCGAGACCCCGGAGACCGUCAUGAAAUUCCUUGAAUUGCUGACCGUCAAACUCUCCGACAGAACAGCAAAAGAUUUUAACUUGAUGAGGGAUAUGAAGAUGAAAAUGAACUCAAGAAGUACUGACCUCAUGCCAUGGGACCACCCCUACUUCAGUAGUGCAGUGCGAACAGCGAGGUAUAAUAUAGAUUCCAGCCUGUACAGUCCUUACUUCUCCCUAGGGGCCUGCAUGGGGGGUCUCAACAUGCUGUUUAGUCAGCUGCUGGGGGUCUCCUUUCAGAAUGAACAGCCCAUGGCAGGAGAGGUAUGGAGUGAAGAUGUCCGCAAGCUGGCUGUUUUCCAUGAGACAGAGGGUCUCCUGGGAUAUAUCUACUGUGACUUCUUCCGAAGGCCUGACAAACCACAUCAGGACUGCCACUUUACCAUCCAAGGGGGGCGGCUGAAGGAGGAUGGGGAGUACCAACAUCCCUUGGUGGUGCUGAUGCUAAGCCUGCCCCCUCCCACCCACAGCACACCCACUUUGCUCACUCCCGGCAUGAUGGAAAAUCUAUUCCAUGAGAUGGGCCACGCCAUGCAUUCCAUGCUGGGACGCACGCGCUACCAACAUGUCACAGGAACCAGAUGCUCCACUGACUUUGCUGAGGUUCCCUCUGUUCUCAUGGAGUUCUUUGCCACAGACCAUCAGGUGGUAAGGAAGUUUGCACGGCAUUAUCAGACUGGACAGCCACUUCCCAAAACUUUGCUGUCUUGCCUUUGUGAAUCGAAGAGAAUAUGUGGGGCUGCAGACACUCAACUUCAGAUUUUCUAUGCUGCUUUGGAUCAAGUGUAUCAUGGCAAGCCGCAGAAUCGUUCAACAACAGACAUUCUGAAAGAGAUGCAAGAAAAAUUCUAUGGACUGCCUUAUGUUCCAAAUACUGCCUGGCAACUGAGAUUCAGCCACCUCAUUGGCUAUGGUGCUAAGUACUACUCCUAUCUAAUGUCACGUGCCAUAGCCUCCAUGAUCUGGAGGCAGUGCUUCCAAAAAGACCCUUUCAACAGGGAGAUGGGAGAGCGCUAUCGCAGAGAAAUGCUAGCUCAUGGAGGCAUUAAAGAGCCCAUGCUUAUGGUGCAAGGCAUGCUUCAGAGGUCCCCAACCAUUGAGGAAUUAGUGGAUGCUUUAGUAGCUGACUUGGACACAGACACUAUGUAACCUGCUGUGAUGAUUAUUCAUGAUCUGUACUUUGUUGUUUUUUACCUACUGUGAAUUAGCUCUAGAUAUUAGUUGCAGCACCCUUCCCCAUUUACCUAAUGAAGCAAACAAGUGAAAUGUCAAAAGUCCUUCCUUGAAUUAUUGUGUCCCCUUUCUCUGCUUUACAGGGUACAAACAAAUUAAUUACUUUUAAGAUUCACCAGUACCCUUAUUUAAUGUUGAAGACUUGCAUCUGAUUACUUUGAAGAAGAACACUGUAUGACACACAGUCCCCUUGAUUGGUGUAAUUCUUGCUUUAAAUUGAAUAAUGAUAAUUGAAAUAUAGCAUCAGUUGCAGGGAAUGGAAAUAAGUAAUGGAGAAAUGGUGGUCUGAAACAAAAAAGAUUACAUUUUACAUUGAUUUUGAAUUAAAUAAAUAGUUGUUAAUGUUGAGUAGGGAAUAUCAAGUGUUCCUUGUUCAAUCCUUGUCACAUUGUGAUGAAUGUAUCUUGAUAAAAUCGGCAUGUCAUUGCUAGAGAAAACCUGUCAUUAUUGUCAUCUGAACUUGCCUUUCACCGGAUUUGGGAAUAAAGUGGAAAACACUGUGGGACUCCCAGCUGUUUUGACAUGAAAUGGGGAUAUAAUUUUGUCUGUUUCGGUCAGGAGAUCUGGACAUGAUAUAUAUAAAUAUAAAUAAAUAUAAAUUUUGGGACUUUUCAGUGCCGGUAAAAGGGGAUCCUGCUCUAAGCUGGUCUCUGGAAGACCUUUUUUCAGACAUCCAUAAGGCCACCUUUAAAAAUAAUAGUCAAUAUUGACCUGACAUCCUGCUUGUCAUACUCUCUCUCCUGGCUAUGCGGGUGUGCCGAUGCUUGCAUUUAAAUUAUUUGUUCACUGAAAUGCAUAGGGUGCUUCUGGAUUUUUUUGCUUUAUGAAAUUAAAAGUAUUUUACAGUGACCUGCUGCUGUUGAGGUUUAGGAAUUGAAUUCAGGUUACGGUUGGGAAUCUUCAUCGAUGGAAGAUUGAAGUUCACCAAUGCUCCCCAUCCAAUCUGACAGUUUGAGAGGAUCUACAAGAAAGAAUGGGAGAAACAGCCCAAAUCCGUGUGUGCAAAGAAUGUAGAGGCAUACCCAAGAAGACUUGUAGCUGUGACUGUGUCCAAAGGUGCUUCCACACAGUACUGAAUAAAGGGUCCGAAUAGUUGUA
Messenger RNA from Esox lucius (northern pike), 3712 nucleotides. RefSeq names its product mitochondrial intermediate peptidase b (gene mipepb). Gene Ontology annotation, cellular component: mitochondrion. Gene Ontology annotation, biological process: peptide metabolic process. NCBI's taxonomy places the organism in Eukaryota, Metazoa, Chordata, Actinopteri, Esociformes, Esocidae. The record is from RefSeq and is a predicted model, not a curated record. The transcript is spliced from 19 exons. Gene Ontology annotation, molecular function: metalloendopeptidase activity. The coding region runs from base 464 to 2530 and encodes 688 amino acids.